Mus pahari (shrew mouse) is the source of this 1458-nucleotide messenger RNA. Its product is annotated as nuclear body protein SP140-like protein. Gene Ontology annotation, biological process: regulation of transcription by RNA polymerase II. Bases 263 to 865 code for a protein of 200 amino acids. NCBI's taxonomy places the organism in Eukaryota, Metazoa, Chordata, Mammalia, Rodentia, Muridae. Gene Ontology annotation, cellular component: nucleus. The record is from RefSeq and is a predicted model, not a curated record. The transcript has 8 exons. Gene Ontology annotation, molecular function: DNA-binding transcription factor activity, RNA polymerase II-specific.
AGUGUGGGACAGUUUUCUUCUGCUGCCUUCAGAUCAAGGUGUAAAACUCUCAGCUCCUCCAGCACCAUGUCUGCCUGUGUGCUGCCAUGCUUCCUGCCAUGAUGAUAAUGAACUGAACCUCUGAACCUGCACCAAUACCUGCUGGGCAUGGUUAUACAAUGGUUAAUUACUCUGAACUAAGCACCCUGAUUCACAGAAUCCUAUGUGGAGCUGCAUGCAAAACCAAGCAAUUUCACAUUUGACGCGUAUCCUGCCAUAGAGCAUGUUUGGAGUGAUCCAGAAAGAGGAAUGUUUUAAUGAGGUAUUUUUAAAUUACUUCAAGGAAAAUAAAAUAGAAAUUGCUCAUGCAAUUACCAAGCUGUUUCCUUUCCUAGAAAGCCUAAGGGACCGCUCCUUCAUCACAGACAAACUCUAUGCUGAUUCUUACGAAGCCUGUAGGAACUCGGUUCCCGUAGCAAAAGUGGUGUACAAUGUUCUCAGUCACCUGGAGAAGUGGGACUCAUCGUUUCUAUGGGCUCUGUUUAACAGAGUGAACCUGAAGGAAUAUCCUGCGUUAAGAGAGAUUCAUAAAAGCCUGGAAACUGAGCUACAGGACCGAUCCUCUCCCCAGAAACGUAAGCAGGAAGAGAAGAAGCUUGCCACUGUGCACCCAAGUUAUGAGCAAGGGACAAACCUAUGCACACAUAAAAACUGGGCACAGCCCUGUUCUGUGAAACAAGAGAACCUACAGGAGCCAGAGACACGGCAGAACCAAGUGGAUGAGAUCAUUGUGAUCAGCAGCGAGAGCUCAGAGUGCAGCGACGAGGAUGAGGAGGACCAAGCCCUGGGCACCGGGACUCAGGAGGCAGAUGGACAAAGAGGCUGAGGACUCUGUCCCCCAGGAUUCCAGAACAUAGAGCUUCCCUCAGGAUCUCACACCUCCUAUGACCAACCACCGUUGGAGGACAUUGAGGAGUCCAGGGGCUCAGUCUCAGCAAUAUGUUUUCUGACACUUAAGUGGGACAAUGGCAAUGGGAGAGUGUAACAAGGUCCCAGACCUUAGCACAGCUGACUCCAUGCUGGAAGAGCCAAUCAGGCUGGAAAACUCAGUAUGUGGGCAGCACCAUCUGCCAAAAUAAAAACAAAGACCCAGUCUCCCAUAGUUCUGGGAAAGACUCUAAAUACACUAACCUUGCUUUUUUUUUUUUUUUUUUAGCUUCUGUAGUUCUGCUUCUGGCUAACUGUCCCUGUUAACUAAGUAUGUCAACUCAAAAUAUAGUUUUUGUGCUUAAUAGUUCACCCUUAGAAAGGGUUGGGGCUACUCUGGGAUCCUGAACACCCAGCACAGUCCCUGGAUGGCUAAGGAAGACUUUCUGUCAGCUUAAAUCCAUGUUCCAGCAGCCUUCUCUGGUGGAUAGUCUCUCUCUGACCCACCAGAGAGAGGACAGGAAAUGCUCUGAAGCAUAAUAAAAUGUAUAU